Molecule: messenger RNA, 1083 nt
Organism: Daphnia carinata
Lineage: Eukaryota; Metazoa; Arthropoda; Branchiopoda; Diplostraca; Daphniidae
Exons: 5
Coding region: 72-1025 (317 amino acids)
Molecular function (GO): protein binding
Source: RefSeq, a predicted model, not a curated record
AAUUCGACAGUGAUCGUCAUCUAGAAAGGAUUGCAACAGUGCGCUGUGCCUAAACAGGAAGAGAAAUCAAAAUGGCCCGUCAUUUGGCUGCGUUAAUUAAUUUGUUUUGGCUAUUGUUCGCUUGCACAAUUUACGCGAAUGGCCAGUCCUUCGAAGAAACUGUGCAACAAUUGGCGAAAAAUUACGCUGAAAUUAAAGAAGUUUUGGAAGCUAAAAUGGUCCGUUUAGAAACGAAAGUGAUUGGCCUCGAAUCGAAAAUGCAACAGCAAAAUGCGAUUGUGAUUUCCUUGCAAAACGAACGGCACAGCGACGAGGUGGAGAUCAAGUUGCACGAAACAAAAGCCAUCGUGGACGAUUUAGCGAUCAAGUUAAACGAGAGAACCAAUGCCGUGACGGACAUUGGAAAAAUGCCAACAUCUUGUUCGGAUUUGCAACACAUUGGACAUCGAAUAAGCGGAUUGUAUUCCGUUAUGGGAACUCGAUCGGUCGAAACAGUUUACUGCAAUUUUCACCCAAAUGCAAAAGAAAUGCAAAAAUGGAUCGGUUACGUUGAUGUGAAAUCAGCGUCCACUUAUUUCUACGUGACGAGGAGCAGUCCGUUUAUGGAAACCAACAUCCCAAUUGCGUUCGACGUGGAGCAAUUGAAUGUCGGAGGAGCCAUGAAUUUGCAAACGGGCAAAUUCGUGGCACCUCGAGCUGGCAAGUACAGUUUCUCCAUUUCGGGAGUGGCCUAUUUCCCUUACACGCAACUGACUCCCGGACUGUACAACGAGACUCCCGUCGUGCCUUCCUAUCGCUUUCAAAUCAGUUUGAUUAAAAAUGGCAAUUGGAUCGGCUCUGGCUAUUCUCACGCGACCAACACGGGCGGUACGUUCGAAACGUUUUCGCUCGAAUCGACACUCGGUUUGAUCAAAAACGAUCAAGUCUGGGUGGAGAUCUCUGAAAUGUCGGACAAGGUGUUGCUCUACGGUCGCCGUUUCACUCAUUUCACCGGCGUUUUCCUAGAGGAAGACUUGACCCAAUAGAUACGAAUGUUAACGUAGAGACAAAUCGUAUUUGCAAUGUUGAUGUACUCGAGCUUGA